Molecule: messenger RNA, 1799 nt
Organism: Osmerus eperlanus (European smelt)
Lineage: Eukaryota; Metazoa; Chordata; Actinopteri; Osmeriformes; Osmeridae
Product: bile salt-activated lipase-like
Exons: 11
Coding region: 90-1760 (556 amino acids)
Biological process (GO): ceramide catabolic process; pancreatic juice secretion
Molecular function (GO): retinyl-palmitate esterase activity; sterol ester esterase activity; triacylglycerol lipase activity
Source: RefSeq, a predicted model, not a curated record
AAAAAAAAAUAACAGAUUAAUGGGUGGAGCCUGGCACAUAAAAAGAGUUUGGGCAGCUGUGUGGUUACAGGUGUUCCUGGUUGGCCAUCAUGAAGACACUGGAGAUCCUGACCGCUGUAGCUCUCUUCCUGGGGGCCACCUCAGCAGCUUCGCUGGGAGUGGUGACCACAGAGGGAGGUAGGGUGCAGGGCAAGAACCAUAAAGUUGGACUCUUCCGAUCCAUGGACGUGUUCAAGGGAAUACCCUUUGGGGACCCGCCGGGGGUAUUUGAGAAACCCAAACCACAUCCUGGCUGGGAUGGCAUUCUCAAGGCGACUGAGUACGCGCCCAGGUGUCUCCAGGUGAAUUUGCUCCAGAGUGACACUCGAGGCAGCGUGAACUGUCUUUACCUAAACAUCUGGGUCCCUCAUGGCUCAAAAGUGUCCUUCGGUAUGCCAGUCAUGGUGUGGAUCUAUGGAGGUGGCUUCCUGGUUGGUGGAUCCAUGGGUGCUAACUUCCUGGACAACUACCUGUAUGACGGAGAGGAGAUUGCAGACAGGGGCAAUGUUAUCGUGGUGACCCUGAACUAUCGAGUGGGUAUCCUGGGGUUCCUCAGCUCUGGAGACGCCAGCGGACCUGGGAACUAUGGGCUUUGGGACCAGCAUGCUGCCAUUUCUUGGGUGCACAGGAACAUCCGUAACUUUGGAGGAGACCCCGACAACAUCACCCUCUUUGGAGAAUCUGCCGGUGGAGCUAGUGUCAGCUUCCAGAUGGUUUCUCCCCACAACAAGGGGCUGAUCAAAAGAGCCAUCAGCCAGAGUGGUGUUUCAGUCUGUCCCUGGGCCGUCAACAGGAACCCUCGUGCUCUGGCUGAGCAGGUUGCUCAGAGAGUGGCCUGCCCAACUGAUGACCAGAUGAUGGCUUGCCUGAGGAUGACUGACCCUGUGACCCUAACCCUUGCUGCACACCUCAACAUACAAGGAUCACCCUCCAAUCCCAUUGUGCAGAACCUGGCCCUCGCAGGAGUGAUAGACGGAGACUUCCUCCCUGAUGAUCCAGCCAAUCUGUUCCACAAUGCUGCCGAUAUUGACUACAUUGGUGGGGUCAACGACAUGGAUGGUCACCUCUUUGCUGGCAUGGACAUCGGCUCCAUCAACCAGCCCCUGCAGGACACCCCCGUGGAGGAUGUGAAGACCCUCCUGGGUGCCCUCACUAAGGAGAAGGGACAGGCUGCUGUGGACAGCUCUUUCAGGCUGUACACCUUGAACUGGGGCAACAAGCCCAGCCAGGAGUCGAUCAAAAAGACUGUGGUGGAAAUCGAGACAGACUACAUCUUCUUGGUGCCUACCCAGGUGUCUCUCUACCUGCACGCAUCCAAUGCCACGACUGCUCACACCUACUCCUAUGUGCUCUCUGAGCCCAGCCGUAUGGCUGGUUUGCUCAAGCCUUACCCAAGCUGGAUGGGGGCAGACCACGCUGAUGACCUGCAGUACGUGUUCGGCAAGCCCUUCACAACGCCUCUUGCCUACUGGCCCAAAUACCGCGACUUGUCCAGAUACAUGAUCGCCUACUGGACUAACUUCGCCCAGACUGGGGACCCUAACAAGGGGGAGUCCAAGGUACCAGUGACCUGGCCAGUGUUCACCAGCGCUGGGGACCCCUAUCUGGAGAUCCACUCUAACAUGAAUAAAAACUACGUGAAGCAGAAGUUGAGGUUGCGCCAUGUCCACUGGUGGUCCAGCAUUUACCCCAGCCUGCCCACAGUCCAGACCUCAGAGUAGAUCACAGGAACAUCCUCAAUACCCUAGCCUCCCCACAGU